Amblyraja radiata (thorny skate) is the source of this 3307-nucleotide messenger RNA. It is a transcript of the gene tbkbp1, whose product is annotated as TBK1 binding protein 1. The transcript has 10 exons. Gene Ontology annotation, cellular component: cytoplasm. Lineage: Eukaryota; Metazoa; Chordata; Chondrichthyes; Rajiformes; Rajidae. Bases 500 to 2038 code for a protein of 512 amino acids. The record is from RefSeq and is a predicted model, not a curated record.
UCUUUACCCAGAAAGUGGUGAGCUACUAUCGGUUGGCAAGUGGACAAGAAUUAAUAUCCUGUCCAUAAAAUAUGCAAAGUAUAUUGUUAUGUACAGUGUGUGAACAGUUUUGAAGAGCGAUCUAAUCCGGAUAUUGAUGUGGUUUACUGAUGUAGUCCUUUUUGUUUUAACAACAAAAAACACACAAUAUACUUGGUUGUGGCAAAUGGUGAUUUGUAAAAAAAAGAUAUGCAUUCUUAAAGACGGAAAUGCCUCUUUAAAAGAGGGAUUGCUGGCGAGAGCAGCCGCCUUGGAAAUCCCUGAUGUCAACAAACCGCCCACUUGUAUCAGUAUGUCGAAGAUGGCAGCCCGCUGCCCCAGCGAUCUGUUCAAGGCAGGGUUUUUGCCAGAACAUUGGCUCGCGAGAAAUUCUCACCUGCCCGUCCGAGAAGCCGCCGGGACCGUCGUCAGCAGCGAGGUACAAUUAUAAAAGAAAGCAGUUUCCUGAUGACGGCCUACUAUGGAUUCUUACAACUUCUUCGAAGAAGAUAUCAGUAUUCUGGAGCAGGAGGGACUCCACGAUGAGGAGCUCUGGGUGGAGACGCCCAACACUGACCUUACAGGAGAGGAACACUCCGCGUCCCACUUUGCACUGAUCACCGCCUACAACGAUAUCAAGCAGAGGUUGAUCGGGAUGGAACGGGACAACUCCACUUUGAAGAGGAAGCUCCGACAGUACGAUCUCAAGUUUUCCUUCUCCAACGAAUGUGCAGAUGAUCGGAAAUCACCUCAAGGCCUGCUCGAUGUCACCUUGCUUCGCAACGAGAACAGGCGUCUGAGGGAACAGCUGGAGCAUCUCCGGAAUCAGCUUCAAGACAGCAAAGAGAGAGAGGACCACCUGGACGAGGUUAUUCAAGCGUACGAAAAGCUAAGUGUGGAGAAAGAAGACCUCAGUCACCAGCUUGAGGAAAUGACAGUCCUGGUGGAAGAUCACGUGUCAACGAUUCGGAGGCUGGAGCAGGCUCUGCGGCUGCGGGACAAUUCCGUUCAGAUACUCAGCGACCAACUGCAGGCGAAGGAUGAGCGGAUCGUACAGCUGAGCCCGCUGCCGGGUAGUCCGCACGCGCUGGAGAGCCCGCGCCGGCGGCAGAGUUUGCAGACCCUGGGGCGUCAGCUGGACGAGCAGGAGGUGCAGCUGCUGCAGGACCAGGUGGACGAGCUACAGCGGAAACUGCGCAACUGCCAGUGGCGGGAGGGGCAGUACAAGGAGGAAUGCGACCGUCUGCAGUCGCAGCUGAGCCAGCACAGUCUGCAGGAAAGCUGCCCAACGGAGCUGACCUGUGACCCCCAUGACAUGGAGUGGAUAAAGAUCACCGAGGAAGAGCAGCAAAGGCUGUUGCUGGCCUACAGCAAGUUGGCCCAGGAGUUCUGCCGUCUCCGUAGCCUGACAGAAGCCCAGACCGAGAUCCUCACACGACUCUCUGAGGAACAGUCAACGAAUAACGCCCACCCCCAAUCCUCAGCUUACAUGAAGCAAGAAGCCUACUCCAGCUACCCCAGGAGCUCAAGGCAUCUUCUCCGAAGCAGCUUCCGGGGCCGUCGGAGUUAUUCCGAGAUCAGCGAUGCGAACGUGUACCGCCACACGAUGCCGGCGGGGCAGCAGGAGGAGGAGGAGACCUCGCCCAGGCUCGGGCAGUACCACCCCAGCGAUUACCUCAAGGUGCCGGACAGCACGGACGAUGGGCCGUACGACGGGCAGCUGGAGUCGGACGAGGAGGACUGGAUGACCCACAGCCCGCCCGGCACGUUGGACAGGGGAAUGAGGAGCACCUCGUCCUGCACCGCCCUCCCCAUCCCCGACAGUUCCAGCGGCAGGAAUUCCACCGAAUACUCCAAGUCGGAACACGCUCAGUCCUGGCCUUCCAUCAACCUCUGGAUGGAGACGGGAGACUCGGACAUGAGGAGCUGUCCACUGUGCCAGUUGGCCUUCCCCAUCAAUUAUCCAGACGAUGCCCUGAUAAAACACAUCGACACCCACCUGGAAAACAGCAAGAUCUGACUGAUACUCUCCGUGCUGAACCGCAGGACUGAAGCACGCUAGGCAGCAAAGCAAAGGCUCUCGAAAGAUGACCCAAGACAACCAACGUCACCCAAAGCAACGCACCAUCUAAUUCUCUACCUGGCUGAUGUCUUUUGUUACAGCUGCGGGGGCAGCGGCCUGGGUAGGACCGGUGGUGGAGCACGAGAUUGAGGAAUGCAGGUUAAUGAUCAAUGAACAUAACGUUGAGUGAUUGGGAGGAGGAUUGCAAGUUAUUGAUCGGCAAGAGUUCAGUAGGACAAACGAUAUGUCUUCCAGUAGAAUCAGUUUACUUCCAAAAGCUAAAUACUUGAACAUUGGUAGGCGGGGAACUUAGCUGUGCUGAAUGGGAGAUCACACAAUGGGAAGGGUUAGGAAAAUGGAUGUUAAACUGUCAACCCGUUCUUUAAUGGAAUAAACUGAGUUAGUAGAACACACCAUGGGAUCCUGUGGAGAUAACCACAUCAAUAUUGUGUAAGAAAGAACUGCAGAUGCUGGUCGAAACUGAAGAUAGACACAAAAACAAGUUGGAGUAAGCUUUUUUUGUGUCUACCACAUCAGUGUGGUUAGCUUCCAGUUGGAGAAGAUAACUAACUACUUUCGGUGAGUAGUGAGAUGCAGAAACUGAUCCCUGGCAUGGCAUUCAAAGGAUGCAGGUUGAGCUGGGCUUUCCACCAAUGUAACUUUAGAGCCCAUCGCUCAUCUCAUUGCAAAUUCUAUUUACUGUAAGAUAUUACACAUCUUAAUGUAGCACAGUAGAAGAAGAAAACUAAUUUGACAUUAAUAUUGGCAGUCACUUGAACCUAAGUCAUGUAGCAUCAUUGCACGCAUGCCUUCCAUUCACAUUUCGUCGUACUUAAAACAUUUAUGCUGGCCAGUGUAUUUUGAGUGUUGUGCGUUACCUCAGCCCUGCUCAAUGCAACGGAUAUUCCACAUAUCCCGAGUUUACACUUGUACACGGCCGCAUACUCAUAUGCACCCAUGCACCCAUGCACCCAUGCACAAGGGCAUUCUCACACACAAUACACUCACACACACACACACACGCAGGCAAACUCACUGAUAAUGAAUUGUUCUAACAGGUCAUCACUUGCAGUAUAUUGAAUACCCAUUGAUCCAAAGAUCCUAGUGAUUGACUACAGGGAAGGAGAUUCUAAUACUAGGAUUUGUACUGGGCGCGAUCUCAAAGAGAUCAUGAAAUUUUAUAUUCUCUGUGUAUGUGUGUAUAUGAAAUAAAAAUCUAACACCUGC